This is a messenger RNA of Pediculus humanus corporis (human body louse), 651 nucleotides long. Its product is annotated as mitotic spindle assembly checkpoint protein MAD2B, putative. The transcript has 2 exons. NCBI's taxonomy places the organism in Eukaryota, Metazoa, Arthropoda, Insecta, Psocodea, Pediculidae. Bases 1 to 651 code for a protein of 216 amino acids. Gene Ontology annotation, cellular component: zeta DNA polymerase complex. The record is from RefSeq and is a predicted model, not a curated record.
AUGGAGGAAAAAAAAGGAGAAGAGGAUGAUGGUGAAGGUAAAGCGGAUGUUUUGAUUGAAUUUUUAGAAGUUGCAUUUCAUUCGAUAUUAUAUUUGAGAAACGUUUAUCCUAAAUCGAUUUUUUACAUGAGGAAAAAAUAUCAAGUUCCGGUUUUUUUAUCCCGUCAACCGGAAGUUAACGAUUACAUUAACGAAUCGUUAAAAACGGCAAAAUUUUUAAUUAAAGAAAACGGAAUGAAAUCAAUAUUUUUAACGAUAGUGAACGGAGAAGAGGAAAUCGUGGAAAGCCAUUGUUUCGAUAUAGACGAAUCGAAAGGAAACGGAAGGAAAAUGGAUUUUUAUUACGUGAGAUUAGAAGAAAAUUUUAGAGAAUGUUUAUUAAAAUUAUCCGUGAUAGGAGAAGAAAAAGAAGAAGAAAAACUGAAAAAAUCAAACGAGGAUAAAAGUUUUAGAAUUUUAAUUAAGACAAAAGAAAAUUCAUCGAUAAAAUUAAAUGAAAAUCCAGAACUUAAUCAUUUUCCUUGGAUAGAAAAAGAAGAAAAACGGGAAAAUUUCAUAGAGGAAGAAAAAUUUAAACGAAUAUUUCCGAUUAAAACUAUUGACACAAAUAAAGUUUAUGCGUACAUAUCGAUUUGGGAAUUUAAAGAUUGA